Molecule: messenger RNA, 1584 nt
Organism: Colletotrichum phormii
Lineage: Eukaryota; Fungi; Ascomycota; Sordariomycetes; Glomerellales; Glomerellaceae
Product: TIP49 C-terminus-domain-containing protein
Exons: 4
Coding region: 150-1526 (458 amino acids)
Biological process (GO): box C/D snoRNP assembly; regulation of transcription by RNA polymerase II; chromatin remodeling
Cellular component (GO): Ino80 complex; R2TP complex; Swr1 complex
Molecular function (GO): DNA helicase activity; ATP binding; ATP hydrolysis activity
Source: RefSeq, a predicted model, not a curated record
UGUCUGACACCAAUCAUCCACCCGCCAACGCCAACGAUCAAUCACGACCGCGACAAAUUUGCCGACAAUCCGAUCGACUUCCUCGCACACGAUUGAAUUAUUGAUACUACACGAAUUGAUCGCCGGCACCCGACACUUCCGCCGCGAAGAUGGUCCAAAUCAGCGAGGUUAAGGGAAACAGUCGCGAGAACCGCACGGCUGCCCAUACCCACAUCAAGGGACUGGGAUUGAAGCAGGAUGGCACAGCAGAGAAGCAAGCCGCUGGCUUCGUCGGCCAGUCGACGGCAAGAGAGGCAGCUGGUGUUGUAGUUGACCUCAUCAAAGCGCACAAGAUGGCCGGCCGCGGCGUUCUGCUGGCUGGUGGACCUGGCACAGGAAAGACUGCCCUCGCGCUCGCCGUCAGUCAAGAACUCGGAACCAAGAUCCCCUUCUGCCCGAUUGUCGGUAGCGAAAUUUACUCGACCGAAGUGAAGAAGACAGAGAUGUUGAUGGAGAACUUCCGCCGAGCCAUUGGCUUGAAGGUUCGGGAAACAAAGGAGGUGUACGAAGGCGAGGUUACGGAGCUUACACCUGAGGAGGCCGAGAACCCUCUGGGAGGGUACGGAAAGACCAUCAGCACACUCCUGAUCGGCCUGAAGAGCGCAAAGGGACAGAAGAAGCUGCGCCUGGACCCCAGCAUAUACGAGGCUAUCCAGAAGGAGAGAGUCUCAGUGGGAGAUGUCGUCUAUAUCGAGGCCAACACGGGCGCUUGCAAGCGCGUGGGAAGAUCAGAUGCCUAUGCGACCGAGUUCGACCUCGAGGCUGAGGAAUACGUCCCCAUUCCCAAGGGCGAGGUGCACAAGAAGAAGGAGAUCGUGCAGGACGUGACGCUACACGACCUCGAUGUUGCCAACGCACGGCCCCAGGGUGGUCAAGAUAUCAUGAGCAUGAUGGGCCAGCUGAUGAAGCCCAAGAUGACUGAGAUCACGGAUAAGCUGCGUGGAGAGAUCAACAAGGUGGUAAGCAAGUACAUUGACCAAGGUGUUGCCGAGCUUGUGCCGGGUGUGCUCUUCAUCGACGAGGCACACAUGCUCGAUGUCGAGUGUUUCACGUACCUGAACCGGGCUCUGGAGUCACCCAUUGCCCCGAUUGUCAUUCUGGCAUCAAACAGAGGAAUGGCCACGCUUCGCGGCACAGAUGACAUUGUCGCGGCACACGGCAUUCCGGCAGACUUCUUGACCCGCAUGCUCAUCAUUCCAACCACGCCGUACCAGGCCGAUGAGAUCAAGCGUAUUGUUCGCAUCAGGGCCACCACCGAGGGUGUGCCUAUUACCGACGCCGCCCUGGACAAGAUCGCGGAGCACGGCGUCCGCAUCAGCUUGCGGUACUGCCUGCAGCUGUUGACACCCGCCAGCAUUCUUUCCAAGGCAAACGGCCGCAGCCAAACCGACGUCCAGGACGUGGCCGAGUGCGAAGACCUCUUUUUGGACUCGCGGCGCAGCGCCAGUCUCUUGAGCAGCGAAAGCGGCAAAGGAUACAUUUCGUGAGACGAGCGCAAGAGAUGAUGGUUGGACGAUACGCGAGGAGAAGUCACGGGGCCCAUGU